GCAGGACCUCCACCCUCGGAUCAUGUCUGACGAUAAUUCCAUUCCCGCAAAAGACACGUAUCCGCCCGCGCAGUUUAUGGACUUGGCACACAUAGCUUGGGCUCAAGCAGGCGGCGAUUGCCGCAUCACCCCCCCGAAUAGGAGAGAUGAUGAAGGGAACCGGCUUCGUCAACGUGACUUGUAGACAGUUUAGGGUGCCGCUGGGCCCAUGGCCUAGGGACGAGAGGAUGAAGAAUCUUGGAAACUUGCUAAGGGCAGCAACGGAAGGGUUGGUACCCGCUAUCAU
Messenger RNA from Neurospora tetrasperma FGSC 2508, 286 nucleotides. RefSeq lists its product as uncharacterized. The record is from RefSeq and is a predicted model, not a curated record. Lineage: Eukaryota; Fungi; Ascomycota; Sordariomycetes; Sordariales; Sordariaceae. The coding region runs from base 23 to 184 and encodes 53 amino acids. The transcript has 2 exons.